CUUCACUCUCCACUCUGAUCCACUUGAUUUGUGCCAAGUCUCCUCGAUCUCAUCUCAUCUCUCUCUCUCUCUCAUCUGUCAUCUCCUUUUCCCCCUCCCACACUCGUUACCAUGACCGCCGUCGACGCCCUCAUCCUCCACCCCAAGGUCACCCAGAGCCUGGCCCUCCUCGCCACCACCCUCGGCCGCGACAAGGUCUACCGUCUCAUCCAAUAUGUCUCGCGCGUCGUCGCGUGGUCCGCCGCGCGCAACGGCCACCUCGACCUUGCCUCCCGCUUCGAUGCCCUCAAGGGCGCGCUGGGCCAGGCGCGCAAGGUGAUGCGUGUGUUCAAGCCCGUUGAGAACCUCCAGGCGGCUGUCAAGAUUGCCGAGGCUCCCUUCAAGGGCUACACCGGCGCCGAGCACCUCGCCCAGGCGACGCAACUUACGCGCCAGCUGUGCUACGCGACGUACCUGACGCUCGACUCGAUCAUUUGGCUGCAGUUCGCCAAGUUCCUGCGUCUGGACAAGGACAAGAUGGCGCGGAUUGGGCGGGUGUCGCAGAAGGCGUGGUUCUACGGCAUUCUCUUCUCGCUCGUGUCGAGCGCGGCGAGCCUCGUCAACCUGCGCGCGCAGAGCCGCCGCUUCGCGCUGCAGGCGGACAUUGCGCGCGAUGACGAGAAGGACGCCGCGGCCGCCGAGGCCGACCGCCGCAAGCAGGGCCGCGCCCUCCUCACCCAACGCCAGACCAUUAUCAGCCAGCUCGUCACCGACGUCUUCGACUUCUGGCUCCCCGCCAACAACCUCGGGUACACCCACCUCAACGACGGCAUCGUCGGUACCUGCGGCGCUAUUACGUCCUACAUUGCCCUCCAGAAGGCGUGGGCCAAGCACGCGCGCAAGUAGACACGCAGCGUGCAUGCUGCCCAGAGCGCGAAGAGAUACCACUGUGCAAAGGAUCAGUGUAAAAGUUCAGCAAAGUUUCUGCAUAGGUUGUCACGCUGGAUGUGUAGGAGACGCAGAGACGCAGAGACGUGAUGCAAGCGAUACAUCGG
This is a messenger RNA of Cutaneotrichosporon oleaginosum, 1034 nucleotides long. RefSeq lists its product as uncharacterized. Gene Ontology annotation, biological process: peroxisome fission. NCBI's taxonomy places the organism in Eukaryota, Fungi, Basidiomycota, Tremellomycetes, Trichosporonales, Trichosporonaceae. Gene Ontology annotation, cellular component: peroxisomal membrane. The record is from RefSeq and is a predicted model, not a curated record.